GUUCCGUCGCAUGACAUUAAAAGACUUUAACUUAACAACUAAGCAGCCUCUCUGCCAAUUCGCACGAAGGAAACCGUUUCCUCCAUCCACCGUAGCACAUAAUACAGUAAGAUGCAUGUUUAUUCAGACUCAAGACACUCCAAAUCCAAAUAGUUUGAAGUUUAUUCCAGGAAGACAAGUACUGGAGUCGAGAACCAUGGAUUUCUCCACACCAGCUGCAGCAUUUUGCUCACCUUUAGCGAGGCAGUUGUUCAGGAUUGAAGGAGUUAAAAGUGUCUUCUUUGGGCCAGACUUCAUCACAGUCACAAAGGUGAGCGAAGAUUGGGAUUGGAAUUUACUAAAACCAGAUAUUUAUGCAACCAUAAUGGAUUUCUUUGCCUCUGGUUUACCUGUAAUUACUGAAGAGGCACCUCGUACAGAUACAGCUGCAUCAGAAGAUGACGAUGAAGUUGUAUUAAUGAUUAAGGAACUUCUGGAUACCAGAAUAAGGCCAACAGUUCAGGAAGAUGGGGGUGAUGUCAUAUAUAAAGGCUUUGAAGAUGGGAUUGUACAGUUAAAGUUGCAGGGUUCAUGCACUAGCUGUCCCAGUUCUAUCAUAACACUGAAGAAUGGGAUACAGAACAUGCUGCAGUUCUAUAUUCCAGAAGUAGAAGGCGUGGAACAGGUUGUUGAUGAUGAAGAUGGAGUGGAGAAAGAAGCAAACUCUACCUGAGCUAACAGCAUGUGUGAGACUAUAAAUAGCAAAGUUUUCCUGAGGGUGUGUAUAACUUAACCAUGUCCCGAGGAACAACAAAAACUGCAUUCUUUACUUUAUAAAAAUAGUUAAAUUUUCAUCUUUUAAAAUGACCCCCCAUGUUUAAAGAUAAUACACUGCCUUUUCUAGGGACUUACUAUAUGGUCUGCUUUCAAAAGAGAACUUGUUCCUUCUCCUGUAGACUUCAUAACUGUUACGCAUGGUUAAGAAACAAAUGAAAAAGGCAUUUUUAAACAGUGAUUUGUCGGUCUAUUUCUAUUUCACACACAAAGGCUUGAGAAUAAAAGUGGGAAGUGAAAAAAGUAAGUGAAAUUGUUUAGAAUAAAUUCUAAAGAAAGUUGUGCAUUUUAUAUAAUAUCUGUAUCAAAUGUUCUCCCUGUUCUGCCUUAUGGGCUUUUGAAAUGACUUGCAAUCAUAUUCUGAAGCUCUGAGAUCUAGAGUUUAUUUUUAUGAAGUAAAUUAUUUUUGUUCUUGAUUACUGUGUAUGAGUUUUGACUAAAAGUUAACCUGGUCACUUCAAAUGUUUGUUGUUGAUUAUACCCAGUUGUUAAAUAUAAUAAUAUUCACUAGUUUUGUGAUUAUUAUUUCCUUCCUUCCAACCAUUGGAUAGAUAAUAGCAACAAAAUCAAAUACAAUUAGUUACAGAUGUGAAUUAACUCUCCAAGAAAAUAAUACCAUUUUUAAAGAAGAGUUCAUUAGAUGAUCUUUAUCAGCCAUGAUAGUUGGAGACCCUUAUGCACUUUUUUAUAACUAAAGAUUAUCCAGCAUAUAUUAUUAAUCUGUUUAAAUUUGCAAUAGGUCCUUCCUUAACAUACUAUUUCUGGGUGAGGAAAAACGUGGCGGGAGAGAACACAUCAGUUUUACAAGCAUUUAGAAACUAUGGGAAGAGGAAAAGUUGACUUUUUGAAACUGAAACAUGUCACUCGUGCAUUUCAAGAGCAAAACAUCUAUUUCGUGGGUAUGUAGAGGCAUAACCUGUUUCCAGUGCCCAGCCUGAGUAGAUGACUUGGGUAUUAGAGAUUCUGCUUUCCAAAUGAGUUGCUAUAUGGCCACGACUUGGACUCGUGGCUGAAAGAGUUCCCACAGUUUUUGUGCUCCCACCCCCACAUGCAGGAGUUGAUUGCCUGCUGCACAUGCCCCAUCUCCCUUCAAGAGCCACAGCCAUGCAGGAAGAUUCCACAGCACUAGACUCCAAGGUGAUGAGCAGUACAUAACCCCUGAAAUUCUGCCUGCCUGCCUCCCUCCCACCCCAUGCACAAUGGAACCAGAGCAGAUCUGUUGCAAGUAGAGCCUUUCAUAUCAAUAGGCUGGGUUUGGGGUAACACAGUGGACAUCACUGAAUAAGCAAAACAGCCUUAGAAAUCCCUGCUCAGAGCAGUCUUGAGUGAUCAUUUUUGAGGAGCUGGGAUUCCUUUAGAAAAUUCAAGAUCUGGUUUACUCUUCCAGAUUUUUCAGUAAUUAUAAGCACACACCUACUUACAGCCUAAUCACAACUGAGGAUCAAGUAGGGCAAUGUAAGUACACGGUGUGAGGUAGUAAGGACCACUCUCUCGGUUGGUUUAACUCCACCAGUUUCCCAGAUCUCAUGAAUUAAACCAGCAGAGAAUUGUGCCCACAGGGCACAAAGCAGCAUGUGGUAACAAUGGACUUUAUGCUCUCUGUAUUCAGUUUAAGGAUACAUAUUUAUUUUAACAAAACAGCUGUUGGAACUCUGAUUUGGAGUCAUAAUGCAGUGACUUAUAAAUAAUAACCAGGAUUUGGAGUUUGGAACUCCCGUAUGUUUUUGUCCCCCUCCCUCUUACAAAUAAACAAUGUCUAAUCUU
Trachemys scripta elegans is the source of this 2577-nucleotide messenger RNA. RefSeq names its product NFU1 iron-sulfur cluster scaffold (gene NFU1). Gene Ontology annotation, cellular component: mitochondrion. Gene Ontology annotation, molecular function: iron-sulfur cluster binding; iron ion binding. The record is from RefSeq and is a predicted model, not a curated record. NCBI's taxonomy places the organism in Eukaryota, Metazoa, Chordata, Testudines, Emydidae. Gene Ontology annotation, biological process: iron-sulfur cluster assembly.